This is a messenger RNA of Polyodon spathula (Mississippi paddlefish), 3090 nucleotides long. Its product is annotated as membralin-like. Gene Ontology annotation, biological process: response to endoplasmic reticulum stress; positive regulation of ERAD pathway. The transcript has 11 exons. The record is from RefSeq and is a predicted model, not a curated record. Lineage: Eukaryota; Metazoa; Chordata; Actinopteri; Acipenseriformes; Polyodontidae. The coding region runs from base 619 to 2577 and encodes 652 amino acids. Gene Ontology annotation, cellular component: endoplasmic reticulum.
GUGUCGUUGGCAGAGAGAAGAGGCUGGAGAAAAUGGCAGCAGCAAAAACAACGAUCAGGAGAGAGAAACUGUGAACACCUGACAAGCUUGUGGCUCUCCUGGGACAGGUCGGCAGCCUGUACAGCGAAAGAGAGUCACUAGGGCAUGGAACAUUACUGCUUUGAAAAAUCGCAAAUAGGGAGAAAAAAAAAAAACAACUAACCUGUCUGAAAAUAACGGACUUCUUUGGAAAUAUGGAAGUGUGUUUAACCAACAGGUUCAUAUUGACAGGCUGAAUUAGGAAAGGAUGUAAACACAUUUGUAUUCGUAGGCCACGGUAACUCGAUUGUUUAGGGGACGUAGAGAAGAAGAACAUAUUCUUCAGAAAUCCCCCGUUGAUGUUUUCUGUUCGUCUUAAAUUAUUGUUCAGUGCCUGUUCGAACAAUUCUGUUACGGCGGAUUUAAUUUAUAAACCCAAAUAGAUAUUGUGUGAGUCAGUCACAUAGGUAGUAGCAUAGCAGCCGUUCUAAAUAUUAUUUUAUAGCACAGAAACCAAGCCAGAUAUUUUAUUGAUAUUAUAUCUGUUUUUAUUAAAGUUAAUUUAAGUUUAAACUGUUGCGCUUUAACGAUACCAAGAAGAUGUCGGAGAACCAGGCAAAUGCAAAUAACAACCCUUUGAAUAACAACGCCGGCGGGGGAAACAGAAUGAGGAACCCCAAUAUCAACCAGAACCCGCUGAUCAACGUCCGCGACCGGCUUUUCCACGCCCUCUUCUUUAAAAUGGCAGUUACAUAUGCCAGACUGUUCCCUCCGUCUUUCCGAAGAAUCUUCGAGUUCUUUGUCCUACUUAAGGCCCUGUUUGUGCUCUUCAUCCUGGCCUACAUCCACAUUGCCUUCUCGCGCUCCCCCAUCAACUGCCUGGAGCAUGUGCGUGAAAAGUGGCCUCGGGAUGGGAUCCUGCGAGUGGAGAUCCAGCGCAACUCGAGUCGGGAGCCCAUCUUCCUGCAGUUCUACGACAUGGACAACUUCCAGGGGCUCAUCAAAGAGCCAGAGGGGGGCCAGGGGGCCGAGGAGGAGAUGACCCUUGAGAUGUUCGACAACAGCUCCGUACAGUUCGAGCUGGACUUUGAGCCCAAGCUGAAGCCAUCUCUGAGCAGCAGCAUGGAGGCUCUGACGCAAGCAUGGGGGCUCAACGAUAGCCAGGACCUCUCCUUCACCCAAGCGCCCACUAAAGUGUGGCCGCAGGAGGAGUACAUCGUGGAGUACACUCUGGAGUAUGGCUUCCUGCGCCUUUCUCAGACCACGCGGCAGCGCCUCAACGUUCCAGUCAUGGUGGUCACCUUGGACCCCUUGAGGGAUCAGUGUUUCGGGGAUGGCUUCAGCCGCUUCCUGCUCGAUGAGUUUCUGGGCUACGAUGACAUCCUGAUGUCCAGUGUCAAAGCACUGGCUGAAAAUGAGGAGAACAAAGGAUUUCUCCGUAACGUGGUCUCGGGCGAGCACUACCGCUUUGUGAGCAUGUGGAUGGCCAGGACCUCCUAUCUGGCUGCCUUUGUCAUCAUGGUCAUAUUUACGCUGUCCGUCUCCAUGCUGCUGCGCUACUCACACCAUCAAAUAUUCGUCUUUAUUGUGGACCUGUUACAGAUGCUAGAGAUGAAUAUGACGGUUGCCUUCCCUGCUGCACCUUUACUCACAGUCAUACUGGCUCUAGUGGGCAUGGAGGCCAUCAUGUCUGAAUUCUUCAAUGACACGACCACGGCAUUCUACAUCAUCCUGAUUGUGUGGCUGGCAGACCAGUACGAUGCAAUCUGCUGCCACACAAACACCAGCAAGCGCCACUGGCUAAGAUUCUUCUAUCUGUAUCAUUUUGCUUUCUAUGCGUAUCAUUACCGGUUCAAUGGACAAUACAGCAGCCUGGCUCUUGUGACCUCUUGGCUCUUUAUACAGCACUCAAUGAUCUACUUUUUUCACCACUAUGAGCUGCCUGCCAUCCUUCAGCAAAUUCGUAUCCAAGAGAUGCUCCUCCAAAACCAGCAAGCAGGCCAGGGCAACCAGACCACCCUGCAGGACAACCUGAACAACAACACCACCAGCAGCAACGCCACAGGGGGGGUAGCACAAGGUGGGACUCCUCCCCACCCAAACGGCCUGGCCAAUCAGGGAACAGGAGGAGGAGCCGGGACCCUAAGCGACCUGGACUGGGUGGCGGAAACGGCAGCCAUCAUAACAGAAGCCCUGUCAGCCCCACAGCUGCGGGGUUCCCUGCAGGAGGCUGAGGCCACUGCAAACCUAGAAGAUCCCCCGGAUGGAAGCAUCAGUGUGGUGGCAAUCCUGCAGGGGGAGAACGAGGACACCGAUGCUGCUGAUGCUAAUCUAGUUACUGUAGAGAUCACAGCAUGUGGCAACAGCCAAGAUUCCAGUGCAGCACCCCAGCUUCUAAACGGGCCGUCUUUUCCAGAGACUCACACAGAGGGGACUAGGGCUGGAGGAGGCAAUGAGCUUGUUGACUCUAGUGGCCCAGAUGGAGUGCGGCAGCCUCCGAUUGCUGAGGCUGCCUCCAAAGAGCAGAAGGAAUACGAAUGGGAUGCAAAAAGAGCCUGAAGCAGCAUAUACAACAGCAGCCAUGACAUCCAGUGAGCAACCAACCCCUUCUUGAGCUCCACCUCGGUUUCAAGACCAUGUUUGUCUGUGGCAGCCUUGUGCAGACCCUGAGAACUUUGAAAAUAGAAGCUGGGUUCAGUUUUGAGAGGGUAUGGGUAAAAGAAUACCCUGUAAGAGGAAGUUAUUUCUCCCCACCACUCCCCUGGCACAUAUAUUAAAGCUUUUAUUAACGUGGUGCUUUUGUUUUGUUUUGUUUUUUUUAAACUGGAAUUCUAUUGAAAUCCUAAGAUUAUUGUGGGCCAGGCAUUAUAAAGAAAAAGGUGCACUAAUUAAGAAUAUGGAGGUAUUUUGUGACAUCCGAUUCUAUUGCAGGAAAGCAGAUUGAGAAAAAAAACGAAAUAAAAAAUAUGAACAAGGUGGCUGUGCGUGCUUUGAAGAGAAUGAUACUCUUAAAGCAGAACGUUGUCUUUUUAUUAUUAUUUUUGUUUUAUAAUAAACUAAUUUCUUACUGUU